AUGGAGAUCUUCCACGGAAACAUGAAGGGACAGGGCGUCAACAAAAUGCUUCAAAACAACCACCACAACAACGACCACCACAACAACAACAACGACCACCACAACAACAACGAUCACAACAACAACGACCACCACAACAACAACGACCACCACAACAACGAACACAAACACAGCGGCCACAUGAGUAGUCACACUGACUACAACAAAAAUCGCAAACCCAAUCAACACACCAAUCUUAGCGAAAAUAGAAACAUCAACAAAAAUGCGACUAUAAACGAAAUUAACGCUAAAAACAUUGUCCAUGGCAUUUAUAAUGAAAACAUUGGUAUCAAUUUAAUAGGAAGGAGAAGCGGCAACAUCAUCAACGGAUUUGAUUCUAACGCAACCACUCAAACAGAGUCCUCUGAAACGUCUGCAUUCCACCAUUCAUAUACAAUACACCAACAACAGCAUCAAAUUCUCAAUUCGGAAUAUAAUUCUUAUAAUCAUGGACUGAUUGAAAGCGAUCAAACAUUGAUUGCACGACCAAAACUUGAUAUUAACAACCCCAUGCCAGCUUCCAUGGUGCUGGCUCGUUUUUUACCGAAAUCGUUAAAGGACGAAAAAUCGGAUGACGUCGUCUCACUCGAAUUACUUGAUAACAAAACUGUCAACCAGUCGAAUAAAGAAACAAACUUCAACACCACACAAAUUUCAUUUAAAGCCGAAUUAACGAACCCACUAGCGGAGAAAACAUCUGAUUUUAAAGAAAACUAUGUUUUAACGGCUCUGCCAUCACUGCACGAUCAACAAGCAUCUUCAUGUCAAACACCCAGUGGAGAGGAUGUUGUGUUGAAGUUUGCAGUUUUUGAGGUCCAGGAUCUCACUGAUGAGUUGAGGAGGUUGAAGGAAUUACUCGAUUCUAUGGCCUGUCUCGGUGGCGAGCAGAAUGAAGAACCGAAUAUUAAUGUAGUACCGAGUACCGAUAACACCGAGCAGCAAAAUAAUACCAUCAUCGUUAAUGGCGAUUCUAUUGAGGAAAUGGAGACUGUGACAAUCAUGGAUACAGAAAUAAAAAAAGGUACUUACAACGGUUGUGAGGUGUCGCAAGGUAGGACUGAUUAUAAUUUCGAAGACUCACCCAGCCACCUUGGCUCUAACACCAUCAACCUCCAUAAUCAAAGUAACAUUUUUAACAACAGCUCUACCUCUAAUAAUACUAUUGGCGAUUUGAAUGACCACAGCAUUAUUUCUAGCACUACUGCCACUACCGGCGAUAUUUUAAAUAAUAUUAAUUUGGAUAGCAAAGCUGCCUCGAUAGUUCCUUCAGAUGACAGUUACAUUUGCGGUGGAGCAAUUAGCGCUAACAUGGCAGCCUCAGAUAACCGCGUUCCAACUGAAGUAACGAAGAAUAGUUCCAGCACCAACGCUCUGAAAACUGUUGCUAACAAGAACAACAUUGCAACCAUUAACAACUGCAACAACAAACACAACUCUGGUAGCAACGACAUUGAACGCCGAACAAAUGGUUAUAGCCAUGAUAUUAUUGAUGUCGAUGAUGGGGAUGAUGGUGACGGUGAAACACUCCUGACCUCCAAACAACAGAACAUGAUUGGCCAUGCCUGCUCUUAA
This is a messenger RNA of Helobdella robusta, 1611 nucleotides long. RefSeq lists its product as hypothetical. The record is from RefSeq and is a predicted model, not a curated record. NCBI's taxonomy places the organism in Eukaryota, Metazoa, Annelida, Clitellata, Rhynchobdellida, Glossiphoniidae. The transcript has a single exon. Bases 1 to 1611 code for a protein of 536 amino acids.